Melitaea cinxia (Glanville fritillary) is the source of this 730-nucleotide messenger RNA. RefSeq lists its product as uncharacterized. The record is from RefSeq and is a predicted model, not a curated record. The transcript has a single exon. The coding region runs from base 135 to 713 and encodes 192 amino acids. Lineage: Eukaryota; Metazoa; Arthropoda; Insecta; Lepidoptera; Nymphalidae.
GGUAAAAUUGCCGUUAUGUCAGUUAUGUUUACAAAUUUUUAUUUUUUAUUUUUGGUGUCAUUAAUAAUUUCGAACUUAAAAUUGUAUCCAAUCAGCAGAAUUUAAAUAAAAACAAAAAAGAGAACUGUGAUUGUAUGAAAUUUUCCUUAAUACUUAAAUUCAGUUUAACAGUUAUGGACAAUUAUCAAAAACAACCUCUCAAGCUGUACAUACAAGACAUUUUCCGCGCCAAAAGAACCGAAGAUAACAAAUACGUAUACGAACUUUUUAAUAUAAAGUUUAAAAAUGUUAUGAUACACGGCGUAAUCACUUCUCUAUAUAAUACUACAAAUAAGUCCUCUAAUUUCGAAAUAAGCGAUCCCACUGGCUGUGUGCAAGUUUAUUACGAUUCAACGAAAAAUAAUUCUAAUAUAUUUGAUGACACUAUAAAAGACCUUUUAAAAAGUUUCGCAGCAGUUUCUAGAAGCGGAGACGAUAACGCACCCACAAUGGCCGCCUUAUUGAAUUCUAUAGAAAAUAAGUAUAAAAAUCCGAUUGAUUUUGAAGAAGGAUCUCAUGUUAGCGUCGUUGGUGAUAUUUUUGUUGACGAUUUUAGAAAUGCUAGGAUGGUGUCAGCAUAUCAGUGUAGAACUACAUCAGUUGAAAGAGAUAUAGUUUGGUUGGAAGAAUUAAGUUAUUUAUAUGAAAAAUAUUAUUUGAAGAACAUAAAAUAAUAAAUGAUUGAACCUGU